Messenger RNA from Symbiodinium pilosum, 801 nucleotides. The record is from the annotation of a GenBank genome assembly. Lineage: Eukaryota; Dinophyceae; Suessiales; Symbiodiniaceae.
GCCACGCUGACUUGGCUCCAGCAUUUCUGGGCCAAAGUGCAGCUGCAGGCCAGCACAACCCGCGACUUCUCGAAGGAUCUUGGGGAGAUUCAGGGCUUCAACCCGUUGAGGAAAGGCAUCCUUGACAAGGCAGCAAGCGCUUUCCAGACGGCCGUGGGCCUGAUGCGGACGGUGCUGCUCUAUCCUUUGACAGAUCAGAACGAGGCGCAGGAGCUCGACAAUGCUAACAGACUGCUGCAGCAGACCGCGGCGAACCUGCAGGAGAAAAAAGGGCGUUGCAAGGCACUCAUGUCAUCAGCUGCAUUUAUGCAGCUGAAGCUGCGCCACUUCUGCGUGCAAAUGCUCGUACAAGCUCCACAUGACCUUGGCGGCCUUGAGCUCUUCUUCCGGGCAGCUGAAAAAGCCCCUGCGGGUGGUGAUGAGGUGAUUGCGUUCUUGGUGGACACGGAUAGCGAGCUGAACUUCCUCAUGUCCAAGUACUGCUCGGGUGAUGACCUGAGUUCGGCCAUUUCUGUUUUUCAGUGCUUACUGUCCAAAGCACAUCUGAGUGCUGCUGGGCGCAUUAAGCGACGAGUCUUGGUUGACCCGGCUUGGCAGAGACUGUCAGUUGCGCGUCUUGUAGAGAGUGUUGCACGCUCGCCCCAGUCCGCACGCUGGUGUGGUUGCGUGAUAUGUCUGGAGCUCAACUGCGACGGAAGUGCUCUGCGUCGCGUCGUGGGCGUGCUGAUGGCCUGGCCCUUGAGGGGGAGUCCCGCGCCAAGCGAGAGCAUUCGGAACUUCUCCAUUGGCGCGAAGAACUAG